Molecule: messenger RNA, 10370 nt
Organism: Camponotus floridanus (Florida carpenter ant)
Lineage: Eukaryota; Metazoa; Arthropoda; Insecta; Hymenoptera; Formicidae
Gene: Dscam1
Product: Down syndrome cell adhesion molecule-like protein Dscam2
Exons: 30
Coding region: 215-6292 (2025 amino acids)
Biological process (GO): homophilic cell-cell adhesion; axon guidance; dendrite self-avoidance
Cellular component (GO): plasma membrane; axon
Molecular function (GO): cell-cell adhesion mediator activity
Source: RefSeq, a predicted model, not a curated record
CGUCGACCUCGAGAUAGCCAAGGAGCAGCCGCUGCUCUGAAGCAAACGACGCCGCACUCUACGGUCGGUCGUUCACGGAUCCGGAGUGCUUGUUUCUCCGCUCCGAUCAGUGUGUAAUCGGCGUGUGCAUCUGUGCUCCUGCGAAUUUACGAUAGUGUCGGUGAAAAUCAAAGAGAGAGAGAAAAAAAGUGCACUCAGAAGGAACGAGAUAAGGAUGUGGCGAGAACAUCCAGGCGGGGGGUACAAGAUACCCGUCAACAUCAUCGCUAUGCUCUUGUUAGUUGCUGUCUUGGUAUCGACAACGGUUGUUUCGGCUGAAGAUGUAUCCAUGGGACCGGUAUUCGUCAAGGAACCUCCAAAUCGAGUUGAUUUCUCAAAUGGAACCGGAGCUGUUGUCGAAUGCCAGGCAAGAGGAAAUCCUCAACCGGAUAUCAUCUGGGUUCGCUCCGAUGGAACUGCUGUAGGAGACGUUCCUGGACUGAGACAGGUUUUUCAAAACGGAAAUUUGGUAUUCCCUCCUUUCCGCGCUGAGGAUUAUCGUCAGGAAGUUCACGCUCAGGUCUACAGCUGUUUGGCACGUUCCCCUGCAGGUUCAGUACACAGCCGUGAUGUCAACGUGAGAGCUGUCGUCACUCAGCCUUACAAUCCAGAGAUAUUGACUGAAUACGUUAUAAGAGGAAACAGCGCGAUCUUAAAAUGCAGCAUUCCCAGUUACAUCGCAGAAUUUGUUACUGUCGAAGCGUGGAUUCGCGAAGAUGGAGAGGUUUAUCUUCCGGACGAUCUAGCAGUCGUACAGGAUGGAAAAUACUUGGUGCUACCAUCCGGAGAAUUGCACAUCAGGGACGUCGGACCCGAAGAUGGAUAUAAGACUUACCAAUGUCGCACGAAACACAGGCUCACAAGUGAAACUAGAUUAUCUGCUACGAAGGGACGUCUCGUCAUUACUGAACCGGUGACCAGUACGAAACCGAAAUUUCCAAUGACAGAAAAUUCUCGUACCCUCACGACGUACACAGUGCAACGUGAUCAUCCAUUAACUUUGCCAUGUCCAGCUCAAGCGUUCCCCGUGCCGAGCUACAGAUGGUACAAAUUCAUCGAGGGUACAUCGAGACGUCAACCGGUCCAGCUGAAUGAGCGCGUACGUCAAGUAAGCGGCACUCUGAUCAUUCGUGAAGCACGAGUCGAAGAUUCCGGUAAAUACCUUUGCAUCGUCAACAAUUCCGUCGGCGGCGAAAGCGUGGAGACUGUUUUGACUGUCACGGCACCACUGAAUGCGGAAAUCGAACCUAGCACACAGACCAUCGACUUCGGAAGACCCGCGACCUUUACCUGCACCGUCCAAGGCAACCCGAUCAAGACCAUCUCCUGGCUCAAGGAUGGAAAGCCUCUUGGAUUGGAAGAUCGCGUACUAAGGAUCGAGAGUGUAAAGAAGGAAGAUAAGGGAAUGUACCAAUGCUUUGUUAGAAAUGAUCAGGAAAGCGCGCAAGCAACGGCAGAAUUGAAACUUGGCGGAAGAUUCGAGCCCCCCCAGAUUCGUCCAGCCUUUGCAGAAGAGACUCUUCAGCCUGGACCGAGCAUGUUUUUGAAGUGUGUUGCCAGCGGAAAUCCCACCCCCGAAAUUACCUGGGAACUUGAUGGAAAACGACUGUCGAACACCGAGAGGUUGCAAGUGGGACAAUACGUCACCGUCAAUGGUGAUGUCGUUUCGCAUCUGAAUAUUUCGAGCAUUCAUACCAAUGAUGGUGGACUGUACAAGUGUAUUGCUGCAUCAAAGGUUGGAGCUGCCGAACAUUCUGCCCGUCUCAACGUAUAUGGUUUGCCAUUCAUUCGUCACAUGGACAAGAAAGCUAUCGUUGCAGGAGAAACUUUGCGUGUCACCUGUCCUGUUGCUGGAUACCCGAUCGAAAGCAUCGUUUGGGAACGAGAUACCAGAGUUCUACCGAUUAACAGAAAGCAAAAGGUCUUCCCUAAUGGCACUCUCAUCAUCGAGAAUGUUGAACGAAUGAGCGACCAGGCGACUUACACUUGCGUAGCACGCAACGCCCAAGGUUACAGUGCACGUGGAACGCUGGAAGUUCAAGUUAUGGUGGCGCCGCAAAUCGCGCCCUUCACCUUCGGUGAUGAGGCAGCCAAUGCAGGAGAGAUGGCGACUGUCCAGUGCGCCGUGAUAAAGGGUGAUCUACCUAUCGAUAUAAUCUGGUCGCUUAACGGGCGUGUGAUCGACACCGCGAAUGGCGCAUUCGACGAGCAUAAUUACGAUAAUUCCGAUAUAAUGAUAAGCAGGAGUAGCAAACGGGCCAGCACACUGACGAUUGAAUCGGUAGCCGCAAGACAUGCGGGCGAGUAUUCGUGCACUGCGAGCAACAUGGCCGGAACUGCUACCCAUUCUUCGGUUCUGUCGGUGAACGUACCUCCUCGUUGGAUUCUGGAACCCACUGAUAAGGCAUUCGCUCAGGGAUCUGAUGCGCGAGUUGAAUGCAAAGCCGACGGUUUCCCCAAGCCUCAAGUCACAUGGAAGAGAGCUGCUGGGGAUACGCCGGGAGAUUACACUGACUUGAAAUUGAGCAAUCCUGAUAUUAGUGUGGAAGAUGGCACUCUAUCUAUUAAUAACAUCCAGAAAACGAAUGAAGGCUAUUAUCUUUGCGAGGCUGUUAACGGCAUUGGAUCAGGCUUGUCGGCUGUCAUUCUUAUUUCGGUUCAAGCUCCUCCUCAAUUUGAAAUUAAAUUAAGAAAUCAGACCGCUCGUCGUGGAGAACCGGCUGUGUUGCAAUGCGAGGCACAAGGAGAGAAACCAAUUGGAAUCUUAUGGAACAUGAAUAACAAAAGGCUAGAUACAAAGAGCGAUUCUCGUUACACUAUUCGCGAAGAAAUCUUAGCCAAUGGAGUACUGUCCGACUUGAGCAUCAAACGAACCGAAAGAAGCGACUCUGCUUUGUUUACUUGCGUAGCUACGAACGCUUUUGGCAGUGAUGAUACUAGUAUUAACAUGAUUGUACAAGAGGUACCGGAAGUUGCAUAUGGUCUCAAGGUGUUGGAUAAAUCAGGACGUUCUGUGCAAUUAUCAUGGGCCGCACCAUACGAUGGAAACAGUCCUAUCAAGCGAUAUGUCAUUGAAUACAAGAUCAGCAAGGGUUCCUGGGAAACUGAUAUCGAUAGAGUGCUUGUACCUGGCUCGCAACAGAAUGUAGCUGGAGUAUAUAAUCUGAGGCCCGCAACUACAUAUCAUCUUCGAAUCGUCGCUGAGAAUGAAAUUGGCACAUCUGAUCCGUCCGACAUGGUCACUAUUAUUACUGCCGAAGAAGCACCUACUGGUCCGCCAACCUCUGUCAAAGUGGACGCUCUCGAUCAACAUACACUCAAGGUAACAUGGAAACCACCUCCACGUGAAGAUUGGAAUGGUGAAAUUCUUGGCUAUUACGUUGGAUACAGACAAUCGGCGGACAAGCCAUAUAUGUUUGAGACUGUCGAAUUCUCCAAGGAAGACGGAAAGGAACAUCAUCAUCUGCAGAUCGUUAAUCUCAAGACUUAUACGCAAUACGGCGUCGUCGUUCAGGCAUUCAACAAGGUUGGUUCCGGACCGAUGAGCGAAGAACGCAGACAACACACCGCAGAAGGCGUACCCGAACAACCGCCGCACGACACCACCUGCACGACUCUUACCUCUCAGACUAUCAGAGUAUCCUGGAUGUCACCACCUCUCAGCGCGGCUAAUGGUGUUAUCACCGGCUACAAAGUUAUUUAUGGCCCGUCCGACACAUGGUAUGAUGAAAAUACAAAGGACACCAAGAUCACUUCUUCCAGCGAAACCAUUCUGCAUGGCCUCAAGAAGUACACGAACUACAGUAUGCAAGUUUUGGCUUUUACUUCCGGCGGAGAUGGAGUCAAGUCCGCACCGAUUCACUGCCAGACCGAACAAGAUGCACCCGAAGCUCCAAUUGCUAUCAAAGCUCUGGUCAUGUCCGCGGAAUCUAUUCUUAUCUCAUGGCGACCACCUAGCCAGCCUAACGGAGUUAUUUCUCAAUAUACCGUUUACACGAAAGCUGAUAAUGCCGAGGAACCAACCAGCCAAAAAGUACCGCCGAAUCAACUUACUCACGAAGCAUCUGGACUAGAUAAACAACUCAGAUAUGAAUUUUGGGUAACUGCUAGCACAAAUAUCGGCGAAGGAGAAGCUUCUAAGAUUGUGACUCUGGCUCCAAGUGUUCGAGUACCGGCUAAAAUUGCAUCGUUCGACGACAAAUUCACUGCAAUAUACAAGGAAGACGUAAAGCUGCCAUGUCUCACUGUUGGUGUACCUGCACCGGAAGUAACAUGGAAAGUACGAGGCGCGACUCUUCAGCCAAGCGACCGAUUGAGACAAUUGCCCGAAGGUUCAUUGUUUAUCAAGGAAGUCGACCGCGCGGACACCGGCGAAUAUUCUUGCUAUGUGGAAAACUCUUUUGGACACGACACUGUAACUCAUCAAUUGGUCGUACAUGCUCCUCCGCACUCGCCGCAGGUCACACUUACCGCCACCACUACAAAUUCUUUGACAAUGAAAUUACGUCCACAUCCGACUGACAAUGCACCGAUUCACGGCUAUACAAUUCACUACAAACCCGAGUUUGGCGAGUGGGAAACUGUUCAAAUCAGUUCGACGGCACAAAAAUAUACUCUUGAAAACUUGUUGUGCGGUUCUCGAUAUCAGAUCUACGUCACGGCUUAUAAUGGAAUUGGAAUUGGUGAUCCUUCGGAUAUUCUAAACACGCGCACGAAAGGCUCCAAACCGAUCAUUCCUGAAGCGGCAAGAUUUAUCGAAGUGUCCACGAACAGCAUCACUCUGCACUUAAGCGCCUGGUCGGACGGUGGCUGUCCCAUGUUAUACUUUGUCGUUGAACACAAAAAGAAGCAUCAACAGGAAUGGAAUCAGGUCUCCAACAAUGUCAAGAUUGGCGGUAACUUCGUAGUAUUGGAUCUGGAUCCCGCUAGCUGGUAUCAUUUACGUGUUACUGCUCACAAUAAUGCUGGUUUCGCCGUGGCCGAGUAUGAAUUCGCGACAUUGACGGUGACUGGCGGCACGAUCGCACCUCCCGUACGUAACGGCGGUAACGACAACGCUGCGGAUGUAAGACGUUAUUUCCCAUGGUUACCCAGCUGGCUCGACGUAAACGUGGUGGUGCCGGUCGGCGCGACGGUCGUUGUCAUAAUAGUAGGAAUAGUUGUCAUUUGCGUGGCCCUCUCGAGGAGAACUCGAGGUCCGGAACAAACGCGGCUGCGAGGUAUCUCUUCAGCCGACGAGAAAUAUUACGAGGGACAAUAUGACGUAGUCUAUCAACAAACCGGUGUUGGCGGCGCAACUCUAGACAAACGCAGAUCCGAUCUUCGUGACGAACUUGGAUAUAUCGCGCCACCGAAUCGCAAGCUGCCGCCUGUACCUGGUUCCAACUACAACACAUGUGAUCGUAUCAAGCGAGGUGGAACUGGCUCGUUAAGGAGUCACUCGACGUGGGAUCCGAGACGACACAUGUAUGAGGAAUUGAGUCGCUACGCGCCCAACAGAAGAUGCCCGCCGCCACCACGUAUGGGCAGCGCAGACGGUCUCUCGCAUAGAGGUAUGGAGGAUGAGAUCUGCCCGUACGCUACCUUCCAUCUUUUGGGAUUCCGUGAGGAAAUGGACCCGAGCAAGGCUAUGCAAUUCCAGACCUUCCCUCAUCCAGGAAAUGGCCAUUCUGGCACCAUGGGACCACCUGUAGGACAUCCGACUAAUGCUUCUGCUCACAGCCGUUCUGGAUCUCAAUCUAUGCCGCGUCAAAAUGGCCGUUACUCACGCGUACCAUCCCAAGGAGGCGGCAGCGGCACUCAUAAUGUCUUCUCGCCCGAAUACGACGAUCCGGCUAAUUGCGCUCCCGAGGAAGACCAGUAUGGAUCUCAGUACGGACAAUAUGGCGCACCUUAUGAUCAUUACGGAUCUCGCGGAUCAGUCGGACGUCGUAGCGUAGGCUCAGCUCGCAAUAUUCCUAUGUCCGGCUCACCGGAACCGCCUCCACCGCCACCGAGAAACCAUCAGGACCAGAACAAUUCCAGCUUCAACGACAGCAAGGAGAGCAAUGAGAUCAGCGAGGCCGAAUGUGAUCGUGACCAGCUUGUCAACCGCAAUUACGGCGUGAAUGCACGCGGCAAGGACGGCAUGACCACCGAGGAGAUGCGUAAACUCAUAGAGAGGAAGCCAAACGAAGCUCCCGGCCGGCAAACCGGCAGCCCCCACGGCGGUCACGGGGGACUCCUCACACCCUACGAUACUGUGGCAGUGUAACCUGUAAAUCAUCAUCUUCCGUGAUCUUCCGCUUCUCUCGAUAGCCGGCGGCCACGAGGAAAGUAGCCGAGAGACGCGGAAAUGAAGCGCACGCUAAUUCUUCCCCCGGUGCUGUCGUCGGUCCAAUUUGCAACGAUUUACGAUAGAAAUUAGACGUCGUCGCGAGUAGAUAGAUUCGAUUACCACGUAAGGUAUACGCAUGUUGAUAUCAUCUCGAGAUCGUGACUACCGACAAAGAUCUGCGCGGUCCGUCUUGCGAAAUAAGAUUGCCUCCUUCGCCCCUAACACGACCAAAUUACGCGACUUCUCCUUUUUCUCUCGCAAACACUUGUCGGCCUUCCAUCUUUCCCUUGUACUUCCUCGAGUACGUUCGUUUACAAUUGAUCUUUGGGGAAGGCCAACUUUGAAACUGCCUUGUUUUUGAUACAAUUUUUCGAACCAAUUCAGUCGAUUACGCACAUCUAGGAAGGCCAGAUUCAAGACUGUCUAUAUCUACUGCCCUAUCGCGAAGGAGGCGCAGCGAUUCAUGAAGUCACUCAUGCUUCGUUCGCAAGUCUUGCGAGUCCUGAAACUCUUUGUACACGUUCAAUUAUGUCGACUAAAACCUUUUUAUACUGCUUGACAGAGAUAAAAGGCAAAAUUUGCGUUUAGACACGAAUGAUACUCAAUGAGAUGUGAUAUAAGCUUAUCAAUUAACUUAUUAAUUAUCUUUGCCUAUUUUGUAUGAAAUAUUUUUAUUAUAAAAAAAGACGAAUUUUUCUCCGCACUAUCGUCGAACGUGUACGCGAGAUGAGGUUUGAGGCUCGCAGCUGUCGCUGUGAGGCAGUCCUGUAGGAAAGCGAACACACAACCGGAAGUCGCGUGUUCGCGGGCGCUCAACUGCGGCAGAGACGCGACCCGGAUGAUGGUGCUCUCGGCGACGGUGGAUUUUACGGGGGUCUUCUGAUAUACUAGAACUGUGAAUUAAUUUUGAGGGAUGGAGUAUGUUCACCGUAAGUUUCCAACAGCACUCGAUGACUUUCAGCAGCACUUUUCUUUGAAUUAAACAGAAAAAGUAAAACUUCCCGCAAAUGGUGUUUUGUUGGCUCGUAAUUCGACAUCUUUGAAGCUGAGAAAAAAUAUGUUGUUUACACUUCAGCAAAAUGACACAUAAUAAAAAGUAAAGCCUAAUGACAGAGCUUUGACAUGAAUAUAGUUACAGAAGUGUCCGAUGCGAUAUAGCAUAAAUUAUCAUCUAUUGUAAAUCCCUCAAAAUUAAUUCACAGUCCUAGUAUAUCCGGGGUAUAAUUCUAGAUUACAAUCGUCGCAGGAGUUGCGUAUAAUGGGAAGAAAAACGUAUAUAUGAUAUACACAUACACACAUACACACACAUAUACAUAUGAGAUUAGUUGGUCGCUUUUUGAGUCAUGGUUGUGCCACACUGCCGCUCUCUGAGAGCGUACGAGAUAUAUAGACAUACAUACGUACAUAUAUUAUAUACAUAUACUGUAUGAUUUAUAAUUUCGUAACGAAGGUUGUGUCCCCUCCCCCUUUGUCCCUUUGACGAUCGGCAAUCUUGAGUCUCGACGUCGCGGAGAGCAAGGUUUAUGGAGUACGUCGUCACUUCUCGUCUUUCGUCAUUAUCGUCGUCAUUGUCCUCUUUAGCGAUUCAUUUAGACGAACGAGACAUUCUUAUCGUUCAAAGGAUAAGAUUCCGUAUAGAAAACGCCGAUCGACUGUCCGUAGGAAGAACAAUGCGGCAAGCCAUCGAGGGAACGCUUCGAUAAACAGCAGGCCAGCCACGUAUAAAUUAAACAUAUUAUACAUUAACAACAUUAUCCUCACAUACACGCGCUGGUGCGUGCACGCAAUACACGUCACACCACACUUGCUGUCGUCCUAUAUAUGAUAUAAAUAUUUAGUCCGCUGUAAACAUCUAAUUAAUCCCACCCCCGUGCUAAUCUUCUUCGAUUGAUUACGACGUACUGAUAAGAUUCAUUCUGAUAUCGCGACGAUGAUCGUUAAUUAACAAAUAUAAGCGAUUCGAGUAAUAUAAAAGCUGAUUUAACGUAGAUAGCUCGUAAGCCGGACAGAUGGUCGCGAGAAGGCGUCGUUGUAUCUUUGCGACGAAGCGAGAGAUCGGGAUGGAUCGUUUUCUUAAACGCGAUCGACCGCGAUCGAGCGGUUGAUCUUCGUUGGAUCUUGGGCGAACAAACGGAACGGAUGCUUUCCGGAGCAUCUUUAGGUUGUGCAUCCCCCCGACAUCCCGCGACGUCGCGAUCACGACGUCGUGUCUCAUAGUUCGUUUUUAUCACGAUACUAUUUCUAGAUAUACAUACAAAUAUAAAUAUAUAUUAUAUAUACGCUAACUAUAUAUUAUACAUACGUUGUAAGUAGAUAUUUCUAGGUGUCGCAUUUGUUUGUCGAGACGAUGUACGAGCCGGCUCCCAGUUGGGCGACUGGGCGAAGGAGCAUCCUCGACAGACGUGUCUAUUACAGUAGGAGUGUUACAUCUUUAGUAUAUUUAAUUCGGACCAUUUGGAACAAACUUUUAGCAUUUAUGUAUAUCUCGCUAUUAUUUUAGCAUUAACUCAAUUUUCAUUCAAUUUAUUAGAUUUAUUUUAAUUGAAAGGAAUUAGGGAAUUUCUGUAUGUAUUAAACAACACGACAAGAAAACUAGCGAUUAAGAGCGGAUGGUAAUGCUUAAAAAUUUUUUAAUUUUACGCGAAAAUUUAAAGGAGAAAUUUAAUCUCCCAACGCAUUUCAAUAUUAAUUCAAUGUUGUAAUUAGUAUAUUCUAUCAUUGUUAUCAUUUCAUUACUUGUCAUAUCGUUUUUUACUUACAUAAAUGCGAUUAAAAGUAAAAACACACGGAGAAUUUCCGCAUGAAAUUUUAAGGGGUGCUUCGUCUUCAUAAGUCGCUUUUGCUUUCGCAGAGGAAUUCCUACCCUCUGCUUGUCUUAAACUGGUCGCGGCUCGACACGCCGACGCACUUUUACUCAUCGAUGUGAUUUUAAAAGGCUGCGCAAAAGCCUCGUGUCUCGUGUAUAUGUUACGAUCGCGCUCUUACCGUAAUUAACGUAGCCAUAUCGUCCCAAGUCACCCUUUAUGACUUAUAUAGUAUCACGUUCUACUCACUUAACUCGCCCCCGCGAAAAACUUUGUCGCUUCGAAUCGCUUCCGAAUUUAACCAGAGCUAACACAUCGGCGUAGACCGAUAAUGAUAAUGAUAUUAUGCAUUCGUAUAUAGUGAUGUGAUCACGUCCGCGCGCUAUUUCGGUCGCGGCUCAUCGUUUUGUCUUAUUAAGCGAAGUGGACGUCCGCGACGUCGCACAGGUGAUAACGUUAUGUUAAGCGGUCCAGGGUGCUUGGCAAGAAGUGUUGCGAAAUGAAACAUUUAGCGAACAGUGAGUUCAAUUGAAUUUCGGCUAAACAUUGAUUUCUUUUCCAGCUGGAAACAUUGAUAACGAGAAUAACGUACAACUUAAAGACUGAAAAUUUACGUCCACAUAUUGCUUUAUUCACUUUUUGCUCGCAUGAUUGCUUUAUAUUUCUACGCACAAUCUAGCAUCUAGUAUAUUAAAAUUGUAAAAUUACAUUUGCCAUUUAUAUCAGCUCUUCUUGCUAAGCACUCUCGAGCCCAUCGUUCGCUCGUCGCGUAAUCGACGUAUAUUGUGUGGUAAUUUUUUGCAAGAUUCGAUGUUACUUUUUGAGAGACGCUGCGAAGCGUGUCGCUCGCUUGUGUAUGCUUGAUUGAUAUAUGCGUUGAAAGCAUUUGGCUGUUCUUUUAGUACGACGGCGAACGCGGUUCUUCGAGCUCGUACCCUUCUCAUUGUCGCCUGUCAGACUCGAAGCGUUUCCUUUGCGUUCCUUGGUUUUCUUUAUCCUUGCACCCGUGAAAAAGAAACGCGGGAUCGCGACGUAUUGUCUAAUAAAAAAAAGCAAAGAAGAAAACGCGCGCAACAUCAUCCCCCGCGUUUGCGGAGAGACUCGAGGACCCGCUCGCAGUGUAUCGUUUCCUCUCAAUGCCACUAUUUUAUGUUUUUGUACCAAAGUUGUAGCGUCUAACUUUGCGUUAAAUAAAUAAAUCUUAAAACGGU